CGGGCUCAGAGGACCCGGAGCAGAGGAGCACGGGUCCCGCAGGGGUUCGAGUCGCCGCCGAGCCGAUCUGAGAUCGGCUGGCGGGGGAGACGCUCUGGCUGCGCGCUCCCGCUGAAUGCGCGCUCCCGCCGCGUGGGUUGCACGCAGCGAGCGGCGGAUCAGUCCAGUUGUGCGGAGGACCGAGCCAGGACCGGGUCUGAUCCCACACACGAGGGCGCCCUGGAAGUGGACCCUCCCUGCCGGCAUGUGGCCCCCCAGCCUGCCGCUCUGCUCGGUCCUGGCGCUCCUCAGGGCCCCGGGCUCUGGCUCCAUCCAGCUGGAGCCCAUCCCGAGCCACAGCCAGUUCAGCUGCGAGCCCAUCAGGCUGCGGAUGUGCCAGGACCUGCCGUACAACUCCACCUUCAUGCCCAACCUCCUCAACCACUACGACCAGCAGACCGCGGCGCUGGCCAUGGAGCCCUUCCACCCGAUGGUCAACCUGGGCUGCAGCGGCGACCUGCGCAUGUUCCUGUGCGCCCUCUACGCCCCCGUCUGCGCCGAGUACGGCCGCCUGGCGCCGCCCUGCCGCUCGCUCUGCGCUGGCGCCCGGGACCAGUGCCGGCAGCUGAUGCGGGUCUUCGGCCUGACCUGGCCCGACGACAUGGACUGCAGCAGGUUCCCGGACUGCGACCAGCCGUACCCGCGGCCGCAGGAUCUGCUGGUGACCUCUGACCCCGCCGACCGCUCCUCCACCACGGUGCAGAGAGACUUGGGGUUCUGGUGUCCUCGCGAGCUGAAGGUGGCGCCCGAGCUGGGCUACACCUUCAUGGGCCGGGAGGACUGCUCGGCGCCGUGUCCCUCCAUGUUCUUCAGCCGGCGGGAGGUGGCGCUGAUGCGCUACGCCAUCGGCGCCGCUUCGCUGGUCUGUCUGUCGGCGACGCUCUUCACCUUCCUCACCUUCCUGCUGGACAGGACCCGGUUCCGCUACCCCGAGCGCCCCAUCAUCUUCUGGGCCGUCUGCCACGCCAUGGUGGCGCUGGUCUUCUUCCUGGGCUUCCUGCUGGAGGACACGGUGGCGUGCAACGCCCUCAGUCCGCCGCACUUCCGGGCGGCCACCAUCACCCAGGGCUCCCACAACAAGGCCUGCACCCUCUCCUUCAUGGUCCUGUACUUCUUCACCAUGGCGGGCAGCGUGUGGUGGGUCAUCCUGACCGUCACCUGGUUCCUGGCCGCCGUGCCCAAGUGGGGCAGCGAGGCCAUUGAGAAGAAGGCGCUGCUGUUCCACGCGGCGGCGUGGGGCGGGCCGGGCGCGCUGACCGUCGCCCUGCUGGCGCUCGACAAGGUGGAGGGCGACGGCAUCAGCGGCGUGUGCUUCGUGGGCCUGUACGACCUGGAGGCGCUGCGCUGGUUCGUCUUGGCGCCGCUCUGCCUCAACGUGGCGGUGGGCGUCGGGCUGCUGCUGCUGGGCAUCGUGGCGCUGAACCGCGUGCGGAUGCAGAUCCCCCUGGAGAAGGAGAACCAGAGCAAACUGGUCAAGUUCAUGAUCCGCAUGGGCGUCUUCUCCGCCCUCUACCUGCUGCCCCUGCUGGCCGUGGUGGGCAGCCACCUGUACGAGCACACGAACCGCCGCGCCUGGCAGACCACCUGGGUGCGGGACAACUGCCGGCGCUACCACAUCCCCUGCCCUUUCCAGGCGGACGCCGGCAGUCGGCCCGCCCUCGCCGUCUUCCUGCUCAAGUACCUGAUGACGCUGGUGGUGGGGGUCCCGUCCGUCUUCUGGGUGGGCAGCAGGAAGACCUGUCUGGAGUGGGAGCGCUUCCUGCACGGACGCCGGCGCCAGACCGGCGGCGCCGAGGAGACGCGGCAGGUCCUGCAGGAGGCGGCGGGCCUGGCGCAGUCGCUGCUCCGAGAGCCCCACCCCCCGGUGCUGAGGAAGUCCAGGGGCACCUCCACUCAGGUGAGGACACGAGGCCCCAGGCCGCCUCAGAAGCCCGUCCUCACCUGCUCUCCUGACAGGGCACCUCCACUCACGGCUCCUCCACGCACCUGGCCGACCUGGACCCGCCCGCUAGAACCAGGAGCCCCGGCAGCAGCGUGCACAGCAAGGCCAGCUCCCGCGGCAGCCUGCGGCGCCCCCCGGAGGAGAGAGCCCAGGACCACGGGAGUCUGCCGGGCCUGGAGGGGCGGCAGGUCCACCUGGCGGCGGCGCCCCAUACUCUCAUCACUCACGGCAGCACGGCGGAGGACGGACCGGGGAACCAGAGCACCAGCGCCUGAGCGGAGUCAGCGAGACCUGCGGGGCCUCUUCAUCGUGGGGGGUCCUGUCCGAGCUUCAGGAGGGGGAUGAAGCCUUGAGCACGCCGGACCUGAACUGCACCGGACCCGAACCGACCUGACCGGAGUCUGUGCUGGGACCUCCGGGAUUCGGACCUGGACGACCUGCUGUUGCCACGGUGACGCUGGUCUCCGGGUGCACGGUGAGUCCGGACACCUGCCCCCCACAACGCUCCCCACCCUUCCCUGCGACAUGGAACAUUCAGGUGUCUCUCCUUCAAGUUCCAGCUUGACCUCUGACCCUGGAAGUGACUGUGUUUUGUUGACUUUAUUCUGCGACUCACUAAUAAAGCUGUGUUUGUGCAAGUCUUGCCGUGGUGACGGGGGCCUCCUCAGCUCCAGAGUCCAGCGCGCUCCCUCCGGCGCCGCACGAUGGCGGCCACGUCCAGCUUGAGCCUGGACACGCUGCCCUCCAGCUGCUCCCACAGGUCGCUCAGCAGGCCGCUCUGACGCUCCACGAAGCGCCGGAGGCCCGGCAGGUCCGAGUCGUCCUGGGGACACGGAGGCGUGACUGGAGUGUGGAGCGGGCGUGAGUGGAGCGCACGACUCACGCUGGGCUUGUGUCUGCGCAGCCGCUGCAGCUGGCCGCGCACCGCGCUCAUGCUGUGGUA
Messenger RNA from Synchiropus splendidus (mandarinfish), 2924 nucleotides. Its product is annotated as frizzled-3-like. Bases 116 to 2326 code for a protein of 736 amino acids. The record is from RefSeq and is a predicted model, not a curated record. Gene Ontology annotation, cellular component: plasma membrane. Gene Ontology annotation, molecular function: Wnt-protein binding; Wnt receptor activity. Gene Ontology annotation, biological process: canonical Wnt signaling pathway; non-canonical Wnt signaling pathway. NCBI's taxonomy places the organism in Eukaryota, Metazoa, Chordata, Actinopteri, Syngnathiformes, Callionymidae. The transcript is spliced from 10 exons.